AUUGACACUCUGGUUCAUCGUUUACAACACGAAACGUUACCGUCGAGACCAGCGGGAUCUGACGACAGGGAUCGAAAUCCACUAACCUGUUCGGAGGAGGAAUUGCAACGAAUUAUUUCCAAAUUCACUGAGUGUGAUUAUAGAAAGUGCCCCGUGGAAUCGACACGUGAUCGACAACACCUGGGAUUCAAUCGAUACGACUAUUACCACGGUCCAUCGUAUGCGCAUCCAACAAAACAAGUGUCACCGGAUGAGUUGCAAGCGAUUAUUGAUCGUUUGAUCCAGUACGAUAUUAACAAAGGUCCGCCGGGGUCACGUGGACAUGAGCGAUUGAAGUGA
Echinostoma caproni is the source of this 339-nucleotide messenger RNA. NCBI's taxonomy places the organism in Eukaryota, Metazoa, Platyhelminthes, Trematoda, Plagiorchiida, Echinostomatidae. The record is from the annotation of a GenBank genome assembly.